AUGACGACACCCAUCCGCAGGCGCCUUCAACUGUCUAAUUUGUCCGACUCGUCGAUGGAUACCUCCUCGUCCUCAGUAACUGACUUGGAUUUAUCAGCGAACCAUGCUCUAAACGAUCAGCCCAUUACCGCCCGUCUCACCAGUUCGCCGAGCUCGUCAAAAUUAUCGGAAGCAAUUGAAGUGCCACGACUAGGCGCCGAUAUUGGGCCAGAAACUCUGAGUCCAAUUCGUCUUCACAGAUCCCAGCCGCUAAUGACAGACUUCUUCAUCCCUUGUCGAAAACCAAAGCGUCCUUUGAAGUCGUCACCCGCCUCAAAAUCCAAUUCUCCCGACCACGAUCCGUAUUCAAUCACCCAGCCACGUAAACGACUAAAGUCCACGCCAGAGCUAAAAUCACGCUCCGUCAGCCUUCGUCCCUCUAGCUCGUCGCCAAAACAGGUGCUCUCUCCGCCGAUAUCAAGUCGCCUUUCAAGCGGAUCCAGGCAGCCAUGGAAGGAUUUAUCCUUAUCCGAUAUUGAGAACAAAGAAAAUAACGGACUGAAAUCCGACUCGCUCGUUUCUAUCCCAGAAGAUAGCGACCCCUUCAACAGUUUGUCAAGCGGAGAUAUCAUCCGAAAGCCGAAGAAACGGCUCUCAGACUCGUUCGUCGUCUCGCCAGUGAGUUCAAAACGAUUUGGAAGGUCGAUGAGUCUCAAUUCUCCACGGACAAGGCCGUUGGUCAGAUCGAACUCGGUUCGGGAUCAUAACUUGCCAUCGGACAAGGAGUUUUUCAGCUCUGAAUAUUUCGACUUCAAAGAACCGUUGGCAUUGCCCACCGAAGGCACGUCCAAGCACCAGGAUUUGAACUACAUCUCCGGGCAAACAAUGUCGGAACUAUUGACCGGAAGCCGCAUCACAGGAGGAUCCUUCGUGGUUGUGGACGCACGCUACCCGUACGAAUUCGAGGGCGGCAAGAUCAAGGGCGCGCUCAAUCUGUUCAAAGAGGACAUGGUCAUAGAGCAUUUUUACCCCGACGGCAAGCUCAUGGAGGACAAGCCUAGCAUCGUCAUUUUUCAUUGCGAGUUCAGCUCAGAACGAGGUCCGAAGAUGCUCCGAACUCUGCGAAAUUUUGACCGCCUUCAAAAUGAAUAUCCGAAGCUCGACUUUUCUCAGCUCUAUCUGCUAAAGAGCGGGUACAAGGCGUUCUUCGAAAAUCAUCCUGAGCAUACGUGUGGAACUUACUGCCCGAUGAUGCACAAGGAUAAAGAAGAAGAGUACAAGCUCUACCGGAAGAAAACGAAGCAGUUCUCUAUGCCUCCAAAAAUCUCCUAA
Oikopleura dioica is the source of this 1311-nucleotide messenger RNA. Lineage: Eukaryota; Metazoa; Chordata; Appendicularia; Copelata; Oikopleuridae. The record is from the annotation of a GenBank genome assembly.